Molecule: messenger RNA, 2224 nt
Organism: Hypoxylon trugodes
Lineage: Eukaryota; Fungi; Ascomycota; Sordariomycetes; Xylariales; Hypoxylaceae
Product: p53-like transcription factor
Exons: 3
Coding region: 379-2028 (549 amino acids)
Biological process (GO): meiotic cell cycle; positive regulation of transcription by RNA polymerase II
Cellular component (GO): nuclear chromosome
Molecular function (GO): DNA-binding transcription factor activity; DNA binding
Source: RefSeq, a predicted model, not a curated record
UUCCACUCCCAUCCAUGGAUGUUAUAAUCUCGCUCUGGCGUUAGCGGAUCCUGUACAAGUCAAUCUCGUGUGCACUAGCUAAUAUUCUUGCCGACUCUUUUACAGGGCCUACACUUACAAACCUUUUCGAGCCCUCAAUUAUCAAUUCUCUGCCGGCAAUGCCCAAAGCCCGGUAAUGACUGCAACUCAACUCACGCAAUUCUCACAUGUGCCCCUAUGGACCUCUUCUAUUAAUUAGACCCGUGCCAUCUCCUAUGAUAUAUACCCUGCUGUCGCUGCUUACGUGACUGACAAUUCUACUUCUUCUAGCAGGACUUUGAGUCUUCGCCCCCAUCCUGUCCUGGGUUGGAAUAUCUCGACAUACCGGUAACAGGUGAUAUGAGAUACAACCAAGAUUCUAAUCUCUCUUCCUUGACGAUAGAAACCCCUCCACAGCCGCCAUCUGUACUCGGCGGCUUUUCUGCGCCCCUACUCAAUACCUCUACAACGGGGUACUCCCCUGAUAGCGGCUCUUUUUAUUCCUCAGCCUCACAGAUCUUCUCUGGGAUCGACGUCAGGCCACCGCGCCUGAACUCUAAUAGUACCUCGUCCACGGGCAUGGCACAUGCCAACCGCUCCGCUGCGCUACCAAAUCCAGCAUACAACGUAAGAGAGCUUUACUCCGGAGCGAGGCCAUCCUUUGGAAGAGCAACGGAGCACACCAGAUCACCAUCUUUUGCAGCACCCCUACGCCGCCAUCCCCUUUCGCCAACACCUAGUCCAAGCAUCAGUUUCACAAAUCCCGUCAGGAUGGAAACUCAAUACGGCAAGACCGGGGGAUCGCAUAUCCCCCCGCUCAUGCCGAUGACCACGAACGGCCAGCUCGUCUACAGUGAGUCGGGAACACCCGUUAAAAUCGACAUCCAUGGAACCAUCGAUAAAGGGUUCUUCUUGUCAGAGGGAGAUUGGACAUGUUACAGGCGGAACUAUUUCUCUUGCAUCUGCUCGUAUAGCCUUUCCCCAUAUUUCGCUAAUACCACAAUGCAAUACGCCCCGAAUGGCUCUUCAACAUCGUACCAAGUAUUCGGAUUUGCGAUGAGCAUCUCUGCAGUAGUCUCCGACAGCGAUUCUCACACGAUCGACUUGGUGCAACAUACGCCAAAGAGAGACAAGGGACCGGUACAAAAGCCGGAGAAAGUUAGGCUGACGCCGAAACAGCCACAGCAGGCACCGCAUCCGCUGUUAUAUCCAGAUGCUAGCAUUUCUGCCGCAACAAGAACUUUGUACCAUGGUACCUAUGAACCAGGCGCGCAAGGAACAUACCCGGUCGAACAUACGUUCGAGAGAAUACAAUUCAAACAGGCGACGGCGAAUAACGGCAAGCGGAGAGCAGCUCAGCAAUACUACCACCUGGUUGUAGAGCUUUACGUGGAUGUGGGAAACCAAGCUUCUGAGCAAUUCAUGAAGAUUGCGCAACGAAAAUCUGCCAAGAUGAUUGUGCGCGGUCGCUCUCCUGGACAUUACCAGACGGAGCGACGCGGAAGUACUAGCAGUGGGCCUGGAGGAUCUGGUGGAAUGGGGGGUUACUCUAGCUCCCAGGUUCUUGGUUCGGAUUAUGGUGCGGGUGGACCGUCAAUGCUUCCGGGCUCCUACUCGAGCAAUACAUAUGACCGAUCGUCAGGGCAUUAUGGCUCAACACGCCACCACGACCUUCCGAUGGAGCCAGUAAUACCCACUGAAGAAGCAAAAGCGAUCGACAAUACCAAAGACUAUCAGUACUACCCAGCAACUAUAUACGAAGGUACUGAUUCGAGACAGGGUGUUGAGAUGUUCUCCCACAGAAGCGAACAAGAGAGCUUGAUUCCAGCAUCUGCGGCGAUGGAUUCAACCAGCACUAAGGUAAAGCAUGAAUACGAGAAUUCCCUUCCGAGCCUCUUUUACAACGCCGGAAGUGCGUACUACCCUCGAAGCUGCAGCCGAUUUGAGGGAAAGUCGACCUCUGCAGGAUACUAUCCUACCAUGCCGACCAUGCUUCCUCAAUCGGGGUGAGGCAGGCUACAAACUUACACAGUAUAUGUACCUAUCAGCCGCAUAUAGGCUUGAUUAUGUGGCGCACUUGUUCGGUAGUUGGUAGCUACCCGCCAAAACAUUACCGUUACCGCAUUUAAAAUGGUUAUUUAUUGGAGACGAAAAGCAUAUUUCUUUUCUUCCGGGUCCGAGUUUUUAUGUGCUUCGGUAUGGAGAC